AUGGACCCGGUGCAGAAAGCUGUGAUUAACCACACCUUCGGUGUUGCCAUGGUACACAAGAAAAAACAGGUCAUUUCCUGUAACAUCUGCCAGCUACGAUUCAACUCUGAUUCCCAGGCAGAGGCCCAUUAUAUGGGCAGUCGUCAUGCUAAGAAAUUGAAGGCCCUGGAGAACAAAGCCAAGAUGAAUCCUCCAAUCACCGGAGAGACCAACAGCAGCAGCUCCAGUCCUGCUGUCCCCACCCCUCCUUACGCAUCAGCAACCACCAAUCAGCACACAGGCUCCAGCAGAGCGGGCAGUGAGCCUCCUCCCUCCAGCCCCCCAUCUGCCUCUCCUGUUCCUGGUCUCACCUCCUCCUCUUCCCUGAGCUCCCAGCCUCUCCCCCCUCCUCUGGCCCAGUCUGCACCUCCCUCUGAGUCCGAGGAGGAGAAAGCCAAGAAGCUGCUGUAUUGCUCUCUAUGCAAGGUGGCUGUCAACUCACUGUCCCAGUUGGACGCACACAACACAGGAUCUAAACACAGGACCAUGCUGGAGGCUCGGAGCGGCUCGGGUCCCAUUAAAGCCUUUCCACGAUUGGGCGCCAAGCUUAAAGGCCCGACCGGCGGGGGGCUGCUGAGAGGUUCUGGUCUGCAGAACAAAACCUUCCACUGUCAGAUCUGUGACGUCCACGUGAACUCUGAGAUCCAACUCAAACAGCACAUUUCCAGUAGGAGGCAUAAGGACAGUGCGGGAAAACCCACUAAACCCAAAUACAGCCCCUAUAACAAACACCAGCAGACCAGCACCACAGUCACUGCUAAACUUGUUCUUCAGAAGGAGGUGGUCAGGUCUCCUGUCUCUCCUGCCUUCCUCUCUCCUGCAUUCUGCCCCCCCUCCUCUCUCUCCCCCUCUCUUUCUCUUUCUCCCUGCUCCCCCUCUUCCCCUCUCUCUCUCCAUGCCCGUCCGACUCCCUCUCUCUUUCCUCCUUCCUUCCUGCGUGCAGCUCCUGGGCCAAUCAGGUCAUCCCAGGGUUCAGUCCUCUUCAGUCCUUACUGA
Molecule: messenger RNA, 1035 nt
Organism: Lampris incognitus (smalleye Pacific opah)
Lineage: Eukaryota; Metazoa; Chordata; Actinopteri; Lampriformes; Lampridae
Gene: znf385b
Product: zinc finger protein 385B
Cellular component (GO): nucleus
Molecular function (GO): nucleic acid binding; zinc ion binding
Source: RefSeq, a predicted model, not a curated record